Messenger RNA from Ailuropoda melanoleuca (giant panda), 4883 nucleotides. It is a transcript of the gene NMRK1, whose product is annotated as nicotinamide riboside kinase 1. The coding region runs from base 1251 to 1898 and encodes 215 amino acids. The transcript has 9 exons. The record is from RefSeq and is a predicted model, not a curated record. Lineage: Eukaryota; Metazoa; Chordata; Mammalia; Carnivora; Ursidae.
UACCUGAGCUACCCGGCCGCGCUGCGCAGUCCCCCGAGACCUGGAGGUGCUCCCGAGGUGUGGCUGCGCUGGAGCCUGAACCUGGUUGCGUCUUACAAGCCUUGUGCGGACUCUUGCCGCCCUAAGCGGACUGAUAGCUGGCCUGCCAAGGAGUGUGUGUACGUGGCGGCGUGUUGCUUAAACGCCCCGUAAUGAUCCUUAAAAUGGGAGACUACCUCCAAGAGAUGGGUUGUGGAGAGAAGUCACCAGGGUUGGGGUCAGGUCUUGAUCCCUGCGGGAGGAGGCAGGCUUUUAUUCCACCAGUAUUAGGGUGGUCUAACUACGACCCACCUGCCACCUGUUAAUUGUACGGCCUGCUAACUCAGGAUGGCUUUUUACCAUUUUAAAUGGUUGAAAAGAUAUCAAAAGAUUUUUGUGGCACGUGGAAAUGAUAAGAAAUUCAAAUUUCGGUGUCCAUCAGGUUUUGUUAGAGCACAGCCACGCGCAUUUGCUUAUGUGCUGCCUGUAGCCCCUUUAUCUUCCGAACAGCAGAGCUGAGCUGCUGCCCUCAAAGCCUAAAACACUGUCUGGCGUUUCACGGAGUUAUGUCGACCCCUGACCUAGCGGAUCGAAUCUCCAAGGGGAGGCGAGGGCCGGAGCAGACAAGAAAUGCAGUGUGCAUUCAGUUCGAAGUAGCCCAGUGUUAUAGAUAAACUGUAUGUUUGCGGGAAGAAAAAUUGAAAAAACUUUACCUGAGAGUCUAUCCAAAAUGAAGCUUGGAAGUUUUUGUUCGGGGGUCAGUGAAAGAUAAAAGUGAUUCCACAGGAAAGGGGCACGGGUUGAGGUGUUCAGAAAUUCUAACCGUGGGAGAUUUCUGUUUACUAAAAGGGGGCAAAGUUUAAACAAUAGUAGGAAAAGGCUUCCCCGUGGUGUGCAAGAAGAUAACCAAAAUAUCUGUUGAAUAAAGCAAAUGAGUGAGAAGUCCUGAAACAUUUCACUGGCUUAAAAAUAUCAGACUGGUCUUUAGAUGUAUUGAAAAGCACAACAAUUGGUUAGCAUGUUGUCAUCUGUUUGUAUGAGAGCUGCUGUCUUCCUUAUAAUCUGCUGAUUUCUGCACAUACCACCUUUGACCAUUUUGCAGUUUAGAGUCCAAAAUGUACCGUGCUUAGUAGUGGAAUCCACAUAAUAACCACAUACAAGUAAUGAAAAAAGGACUCAACAACCUAUCUUACUUACGGAAAUUUAGGAAGACGUGAUUUUCAAAGCUAAUUAUGAAAACAUUUGUCAUUGGAAUCAGUGGGGUGACAAAUGGCGGGAAGACAACGCUAGCUAAGAAUUUGCAGAAACACCUUCCAAACUGCAGUGUCAUAUCUCAGGAUGAUUUCUUUAAGCCAAAGUCGGAGAUAGAAAUAGAUACAAAUGGAUUUCUGCAGUAUGACGUGCUUGAAGCGCUCAACAUGGAAAAAAUGAUGUCUGCCAUUUCCUGCUGGAUGGAAAGCCCAAGACACUCACUGGUAUCAACGCACCGUGGAAGCAGCGAGGAAAUUCCCAUAUUAAUCGUCGAAGGCUUCCUUCUCUUUAAUUAUAAGCCCCUGGACACUCUGUGGAACAGAAGUUACUUUCUGACGAUUCCUUAUGAAGAAUGCAAGAGGAGGAGGAGUACGAGGGUCUAUGAGCCGCCAGAUGUCCCAGGGUACUUUGAUGGCCACGUGUGGCCCAUGUAUCUAAAGCACAGACAAGAAGUGGAGAACAUCACCUGGGAGAUUGUUUACCUAGAUGGAACAAAAUCGGAAGAGGACCUCUUUUCCCAAGUGUAUGAAGAUCUAAUACAAGAACUAGCAAAGCAAAAGUCCCCGCUGAAGAGUCCCAGGAAGAUUUGGAUUGGUCCUGCUUGGGUCCCAUGGCUUGUGCUAACCUGAUUGCUUUGACCCCAGAGUUGGCAUACUCGGAUUGGCUAGAACUGGAUCAUGGACUCAUCCUGUCAUUGAAUGCCUCUGCUAAGGCCUCCUGUUUAGCAGGAGAAAUUCCCCCAAAAGGAGAGCAAAGCAGGAGGUAGAAAGCAGAAGCAGGAUGAAAAAGCGUGCUCGGAGAACAAAACUAUAGAUCCAGCUGCUGUUAUAUUCGAACUAUUGGAACUAAAAGGGUUUUCAUGGUUAACACGUGCAAAAUGCAAUCAUUCACUCGUUGAAGAGAAGCCAGUGUGAGUCACUCCUGCAGGGGAGAACAGUCCCUGCUUCUGAGAAGCAACUACCCUAGGCCAGAUGUCAUCAUCUCUUAAUAAGAACUAGAUUUCCUUUGUUCUCAGUAAACUCCUAUCUUACGAGGGGACUGAGCCCAGCCAGCCCAUUGAUCCUACACACUCCUGAUUUCAGCAUCGGCCCUUCAUGUAGGCAUGAUCCCAUUUGAAGAAAUUUCAGGACCAUUUUAAAGUUUCUUGUAAGUGGAACUUAGAGUCCUUGGCAGAUAUCCCCACCCCCACCCGCCCCGCCAUCUGUUACUUUGAUGAAAGGCAGGGAAGCUCAGGGCGCCAACGUGAAGGGCUUAUAAAGAAUGUAGAGUGAAGGAAGGAGUUGAGCACCUGAACCAGAGAUGCUUUGCUGAGAGUGACUGGCUCCCUUUCUGGCCCUAAGGAGAGACUUCAGGGUGUUUUAGGUGCUGGACACCUCUACCUUUCCAUCCCUUUGGUAAUGGUCAGUGCUUAAGUCCAUUUUUUUUCGUGACUAAGUCAUACUCUGGAGUUUGGCUUUGUGAUCCAGCUCCUGAUAAAGAUAAAAGGUGCCUUCACCAAGUAGCUCAAACUGCCGCUCGCUCCGUAUCAAAUGCCAACCUUUACCAUCAGUUCCAAGCCCCAAGAGCAACAGGUAUGUUUUGACGGACACUGAAAGCCCAUGAGGGAGUACGUGUCCGUGUGUAUAGCAGCCCUCUUUCCUUGCUUCCGUCGUAGAGGCUGGAAAGGAGUACUCGCUUAUGCCUUUUAAGGCUAUCUUGCUUGUGUUCUAGAUAUCAGAUAAAGUUAAGUAGAAAAAAAAAUGACAAAUUUUAGAAGAGACAUAAAAUCCAAAGCAGAUCAGCUUUUCUUACCUCUUAAGAUCUGUAUCAGUUUUUUUUUUUCCAGUUGCAUAAGUUAUGGUGUUAUUUAUAGUAACCUACCACCUUGCCCAGUUCUUACAACCACAGUGCCUUGGGAGAACUGCCUGGAGGGCUCCUUGGCAUGGCCUGGUUUAACCCACAGUCAGGGGCUGAGCUAGCAAGGAGGCCUUUCCUAGGUUUCAAGGGACUACUCUGCGGGCUCCUCACAACCUCUCAUAAACCUGCUCAACUACCCUCCCAUUCUAAGCCCAUAAAAUCAUGACUGUGAUAAAGUAAUAAUGAUGAGAGGGAAACAGAUUGAAUUGAAUGAUUAAUGAAACAAAUGACCCAAGAGAGUAAGAACACAAAGUUAUGUGUUUAAUUUAAUCCUUAUUUAAAUUCAGUGUUUGAGGCAAAAUGUAAUCAUUCCCUCUCCUCACAAUGACAAGGCCGUCUAGCCACCAGAACUUUCGAACUCCUUCAGCUCAGGGCGUGAUCCUGGCGUUCUGGGAUCGCCCCACGUCAGGCUCCUCCACUGGGAGCCUGCUUCUUCCUCUCCCACUCCCCCUGCUUGUGUUCCCUCUCUCACUGGUUGUCUCUAUCUCUGUCAAAUAAAUAAAUAAAUCUUUAAAAAAAAAAAGCAUAUUCAUUAUUUAAAAAGUUUUCAUUUAAAAAAGAGAAAAUAAUCACUUGAAUUCCCACCAAUCAGCAAUGUGAACAUCCUAACGAGGACACGUCCAACAUUUUUGCCAUUCACAUCAGCCUCUUAGCUGGUUACAUGGUUAAUCGCCAUACUCAUUUCUUUUUUUUAAUGUUUUUACAUUCAUGUUUAAUAUUUAAAGGAGCUUUAUAGAGUUUAUUAUAUAAUGAAAGUAAAACUACACAGCUUUUCCAGUUAAAGGAGUCAAGGCUGAGUUCUAUUUUGCUUAUUAAGAGUGAGUUAUAAGACUUGGCAUUGACCUCUCGGUGCAGAAGAAAGAUGUCACAUGUCUUGUUUCAAAUCAAACGAAUAAGAAAUUGCAAACUAAAGUUUAAUAAAAGGUGUGUAUUUUUCUUUUGGCAUUUUUCUAUAUCAAAUAUAAAAUAUAAUGUCCAAUUAAAGUAAUAGUAUAAUUAUCUAAUAUAAUAGCCCAAAUUAUCAUGGGAUUAAUGGCCCAUUUCGCAAUUGCUGAGUAUUUAGUACCUUUACAGGUUUUUCACAUUGGCAAAUAACAUGCUAUAAAAAAUAUCUACACAUAUCACUUGUUUUCUUCUUCUGGAAUCAUAUUAAAGUUUUCCAGAAGUAGUGCUUGCUUGGUCAAAGAGUAUAAUCAUACCUGUAUGUAUAGCCUUCAGAAAUUAAAUACUACACUAAAAAAAUAUGUUUCUCCAACAUGAACUCUGUAAUAUGAAUGCAAUAGGUUUAGCAUUGAGUUUCAAGCCAAAGUCACUGAGUAUUCAGCUAGGCUUCCUUGGAUUAAGAAAAAAAGAGUAAAGGUACCCAUGCUCUUUCCCCAAAUCAAGGAUAACACUGCAAACCGAUAAUUCUAACACAACCAGCCGCCCUUUGUGAUACUCUUCUAAUUUUCCAACUAUUUCAUUCCUUGAAGCCAACGAUUAUUAUACCAAUUGCAAAUGAUAUUAGAUAUCUGAUAUGUUAAGAUAGGCUUAAAUUUAGCCUAAGGAUUCAAAGAAUGAGACUUGGCCUCUAUUUAGUUCUUGACGGAAACCCAGCAUUUCUGGCUCCAGAAUCCCUGUAAUCUUAAUAAUAGAUUAAGAUUUACUGUUGAUAGUGUGAAGAUUUAACACAAUGAGAAUUGGAAUUCUCUAUUAAUUUCUUUCUACUUGUAUUUGUU